GACCUGCUGCUAGGAUCGCGACGGGAACUGGAGCCCGAGGUCCCCGCGCGGACCGGGCCUGGCGCCCCGAGGGGAAGAGCAGCCCAGCCCGAGGGCGCUGGGGUGGAGACAUUGACUCCGGUCCCUUCCCUAGCCAUGACGGACGGGAUCCUAGGGAAGGCAGCCACAAUGGAGAUCCCCAUCCAUGGGAAUGGCGAAGCUGGGCAGCUUCCUGAAGAUGAUGGGCUGGAGCAGGACCUCCAGCAGGUGAUGGUGUCAGGACCCAACCUCAAUGAAACCAGCGUUGUGUCUGGUGGCUAUGGGGGCUCUGGUGAUGGACUCAUCCCCACAGGGUCUGGCCGCCAUCCAUCUCACAGUGCCACUCCUGCUGGCCCCGGAGAUGAGGUGGCUCGGGGCAUCGCUGGAGAGAAGUUUGACAUCGUCAAGAAAUGGGGCAUCAACACAUACAAGUGCACAAAGCAGCUGUUAUCAGAGCGAUUUGGCCGAGGCUCUCGGACUGUGGACCUGGAGCUAGAGCUGCAGAUUGAGUUGCUGCGUGAGACGAAGCGCAAGUAUGAGAGUGUCCUGCAGCUGGGCCGGGCACUGACAGCCCACCUCUACAGCCUGCUGCAGACCCAGCAUGCACUAGGUGACGCCUUUGCUGACCUCAGCCAGAAGUCCCCAGAGCUUCAGGAGGAAUUUGGCUACAAUGCAGAGACACAGAAGCUGCUGUGCAAGAAUGGAGAGACACUACUCGGGGCUGUGAACUUCUUUGUCUCUAGCAUCAACACGUUGGUCACCAAGACCAUGGAAGACACACUCAUGACUGUCAAACAGUAUGAGGCUGCCAGGCUGGAAUAUGAUGCCUACCGUACAGACUUAGAGGAGCUGAGCCUAGGCCCUCGGGAUGCAGGGACGCGUGGUCGACUUGAGACUGCCCAGGCCACUUUCCAGGCCCAUCGGGACAAAUAUGAGAAGCUGCGGGGAGAUGUGGCCAUCAAGCUCAAGUUCCUGGAAGAAAACAAGAUCAAGGUGAUGCACAAGCAGCUGCUGCUCUUCCACAAUGCUGUGUCCGCCUACUUUGCUGGGAACCAGAAACAACUGGAGCAGACCCUGCAGCAGUUCAACAUCAAGCUGAGGCCUCCAGGAGCUGAGAAGCCCUCCUGGCUAGAGGAGCAGUGAGCCGCUCCCAGACCAACCUGGCUAACUAUCAUAAAGACACUGGGAGGGGCAGUCCCAGGGUGGGGGAGAUCGGACAUGGGACAUCCCUUGCCACCUGCCCUCAGGCGUGGGCUCCUUUCCCCUUGCUGGGGACUGACACCAGUUUUGCCCACAUUGCUGUGGGUAGGGAUGGGGCCUGCAGGCCCAGCAGCAGCUGCCCUGUCCCUUAUCUUCCUGGCCACUGGGCUUUGUUCCCAGAUCUUUUCCUUCCACUCCACAGCCAAAGGCUAUGACAAAACCACUCCCUGGCCAAUGGUAUUGCUCAGGCCUAUCCCCAGCUCCUGGGGUGUGCCCCCGACCAAUGGCAGAGCCUCAAAAGGCCCUGUCAGCCAAAGGCAGCUCUUCUUGGGCUCCCCUGGGCCAAUGAUGUUGCCUCCAAUACCCUUUGUCCCUCCUCUAUGCGUGCCCAUUGCAGAGAAAGGGACUGGGACCAAAGGGGUGGGAAUAAUGGGGAGCCCCAUUUCUGGCCCUGCAUCAGAAUGGGCAUCCUCUCACCUAUCCACCCAGUUUAAUUGUGCUUAGAGCCCUGGAAGAUUGGGACCUAGCACUAGGAAUAAACCUUUCAUAAAAGCAGGCCCAGUGAGGUCAAUUUGUGGGGGACUCUAGGAGGGUGGGCUGGGUAGAGAAAUGCUCAGUCUAAUACACCAAAAUCCUAUCAGGUCAGAAGAGCUGGGGACAGACAACUGAAGUCAGAGGUUUCAAGAACAGUCUGAGGACCCACUCUCCUCCCCCAGACCCAGUUUGAGCAAAAGCUUCAUUUGCCCUUCAGGCCAGCACCAAGAUAGCUAAGGAUCUUAAGAGCACAGGGCCCAAGGGGGGGUUGGGCCCGCUGACCAUCAUGCAUUCAUUUAUACAGCAAAUAUUUACUGAGUGCUUUUACUUGCCUGGCACUGCCCUAGCCCCUGGGGAAACAUCAGUGAAUGAAGCACAGUCCCUUCCCACAGUGCUUAUGGUCUAGUGAGGAAUAGAGACAAGUAACCAGGCAACUACAAUACGGUGAUAAGUGCUAGGACACAAGUUCAGGGAGCUAUGGGAGCACAGAGGAGGGGCCUCUCUCCUAGACUGGUGUGGAGAUGGGCAUGUCAACUUGAAAGCUGAGACAAAGGGUAUUCAGACAGCCAGGAAGAGGAGAGGAAAGAGCAUCGUAGGCUGAGAGGCCAAUAUGUGAAGGCCCUGAGUAGGAAUCUGGAGGAAUUAAUGGAGUUUCACUGGGUGAUAUUGAAGGGGCGUGGCUGGAGGAAGACUACAGAGGUAAGGUAGUAAGAGAUCAGGGUAGGCUUGCCUCUUCAGGCCAAUUAAGGACUUUUGCCCU
Messenger RNA from Eptesicus fuscus (big brown bat), 2512 nucleotides. RefSeq names its product ADP ribosylation factor interacting protein 2 (gene ARFIP2). Gene Ontology annotation, biological process: regulation of Arp2/3 complex-mediated actin nucleation; intracellular protein transport. The record is from RefSeq and is a predicted model, not a curated record. The coding region runs from base 136 to 1161 and encodes 341 amino acids. Lineage: Eukaryota; Metazoa; Chordata; Mammalia; Chiroptera; Vespertilionidae. Gene Ontology annotation, cellular component: trans-Golgi network membrane. Gene Ontology annotation, molecular function: protein domain specific binding; phospholipid binding. The transcript has 8 exons.